AUGCCCAGCGUGGCGUGUUCGGACAAUAAAGUGGCCAUGAAUUCCAGACGACACCUGUCAGGACUCAUCGGGUGUCCUGUGGCAGCUAUGAUGCUAAGGAACCCAUCUGUCAUUUCUCUUUCACGCAGAAAUCUUCAUACCGCUCUGUUCUUUCCUGGCCAUGGGGUUCAACGACUAGGCAUGGCAACGCCUUGGAUGGACCGAUUUCCCAGAACCACGACCCAUUUCUUGGACGAGAUGAAUUCAAUACUAGGAUUCAACCUCUCUAGUAUCAUAUCCGAUGGCCCCAACUCCAGAUUAAACCGGACUGAAAAUGCACAGCCCGCCAUUAUGGCUAUCUCUGUUCUCAUCCUCCGUAUACUUGAAACUGAGUAUGGAUUUGAUACCAAGUCUCGGGUUGAUGUCACCCUCGGUCAUAGUCUAGGGGAAUUCUCCGCACUGGUCGCUGCGGGUUAUGUUAAAUUUGCAGAUGCACUUAGGUUAGUUCAUCGUCGAGCUGAAGUUAUGGCGCGCUGUACACGACAGAUGGCAGAGCAAUCAGGCGAAAAUUUCGGCAUGGUGGCCCUUAUUUGCGAACCGGACCAUCUGGAUGGUCUGCUAAGGACCGUCUAUGAAUUUCUUGGCCUGGGAGCCACACGCCUGGAUGACACGAGCCAAAUCACGCCACCAAUUCAACAGGUUAUGGUGGCCAAUAUCAACUCCCCCAACCAGAUAGUUCUUAGCGGAAGCAUCGAACGGAUUAGGGCUCUUCUUGUCCAGCUACGUCAAUUUGGAGGGCAUGACCCGCGUGCAGUGAGACUGAAGAGCGACAGCCCAUUUCAUAGCCCGGUGAUGUCGCCGGCUGCCGAGUAUAUGGGAGCCGCCAUGGACGAAAUUGAUCUUACGUUUCCAACUACGCUACCUUGCAUAUCCAACAUCACUGCGAUGCCUUUUCGUUCGAGGCAGGACCUUAAGCAACUGCUUUCCCGACAAUGCACCGACACGGUGAGAUGGUGGGAUAGCGUUCGCUAUCUUCACCAAGAACGAGGGGUGAGGCGCUGGAUUGGAAUUGGACCUGGAAAAGUCGGCCGGAAUCUCGUCGGAAAAGAGGUCGGCAGAGUGAACACCAAAGGAGGAGGUGUAUGGGCGGUCUCUAGCCCCCGAGAAAUGGAGGUCAUGGUGGCAUCCUUGGAACAAACCGAAUAA
Molecule: messenger RNA, 1185 nt
Organism: Penicillium macrosclerotiorum
Lineage: Eukaryota; Fungi; Ascomycota; Eurotiomycetes; Eurotiales; Aspergillaceae
Product: ACP S-malonyltransferase
Exons: 2
Coding region: 1-1185 (394 amino acids)
Biological process (GO): fatty acid biosynthetic process
Cellular component (GO): mitochondrion
Molecular function (GO): [acyl-carrier-protein] S-malonyltransferase activity
Source: RefSeq, a predicted model, not a curated record